Molecule: messenger RNA, 928 nt
Organism: Dracunculus medinensis (Guinea worm)
Lineage: Eukaryota; Metazoa; Nematoda; Chromadorea; Rhabditida; Dracunculidae
Source: the annotation of a GenBank genome assembly
GAAUUUCCCAGAUAUACCGGCAAUCCCAGCUCCGCCACCACCGAAAUUAUCAAUUGAGGAAUUAGCUGAAGCUGGUGAAAGUGUUCUUAGUGAAUUAGGUUUGUUUAGUUGGUGGAAGCCGACAAGUUAUGUUCGAUUACUUUUAGAAUAUUCACAUAUAUGUUUUGAUAUACCUUGGUGGGCGACAAUUGUUGCUACUACAGUUGGUCUACGUUUGGCUUUAAUUUAUGUUCCCAUUAUGUCGCAACGGCUUGUCGCUCAGCGAAGUAUCUAUGCUAAUGAAUUCGCUGAUUUUCAAAAUCGAAUUACUGAGGCUCAAAAAGAAGGCGAUACUUUACUGGUUCAACAGGUUUUACUCGAACAACGGGAUUUUUGCUUGGCAAAAGGCAUUCGUAAUGGGCGAAUGAUAGUUGUUCUUUUGGCAAAUGCUUUUGCAUUCACUAUUCAAUUCUUUUCUAUAAAAAAAAUGAUUGCAGCUAACUAUCCUGGUUGGUCGUCUGGUGGUGCUUUGUGGUUUCCAGAUCUUACUGUUAGUGAUCCUUAUUAUGCGUUGCCACUGAUUUCUGCAGUUACCAUUUUUCUUGUUGUUAAUAGUGGUAUAGAAUUCGGUGCUUCUUCAGAACAAGUAUCUCCUGUGAUUGGAUUAGGAAUGAAAUAUGGCAUUCCCAUAUUAGUAUUGAUUUGUACAUCACAGUUUGCUUCGGGUUUAUGUUUAUACUGGUGCACUUCAAAUUUAAUGUCUCUACUUUACGCUGGUGUAUUUCGAAUCCCAGCAGUGCGUAAUUUCUUGGAAAUUCCGAAAGUAGUUGCACAGCCAUUGCAGAGUGAAGGACAACGAAAGAAAAGAGCGGCUCCACCCUCAUUGUACGAUUUGACCAAAGAAGAUCUAAAACAAUUUAAGAAAGCAGGUCGAAUAAAGAAGGACUGA